Messenger RNA from Pocillopora verrucosa, 3495 nucleotides. The record is from RefSeq and is a predicted model, not a curated record. NCBI's taxonomy places the organism in Eukaryota, Metazoa, Cnidaria, Anthozoa, Scleractinia, Pocilloporidae.
AUGGCAGAUGAUGACGUUCUGCAAGCUAAACUCCUUAGUUUCAUUUGCGGUAACGGCGGUUUUGUCGACUUGACUGUUCUUUUAAAAUCAUCGUCGCCUCUUGGAAGCAGAAAAUCCGAAGAAUCAGCUAAGAAAUGGUUGGAAAGUCGUCAAGGACCUCGGGCUGGGUUCGCCUGCGUCAAAGAUAAAAAUGGCGAAAUCGUUGGUGUACGAGUUGAUUUGGGAAAGAAAAUUUGUCACCGAUAUGCGACAAAAGGGGUCUGUCACUUACGACGAUGUAGGCAAGGCACCUGCAAAAACUGGCACAUUUGUAAAACCUUCGUGGAAGGGAGAUGUAACGAAUUUUGUGAGCUUUCACAUGAUUUUUACAGCGACGAUAAUUGGGAAAUAGUGGAAGCUCUCGACCUUCCUUUUUAUAUAAAUUCAAACGAGUCAAUGAAGAAAAUUGUGUCCUGGAAUUUGCCACAGGUUUGCGCGUUGUAUCAAAGAAAUGAAUGCACAUGGAGUGAAUGUCCGUAUAUUCAUGUUUGCACCCAGUUUAUUAAAGCAUCGUCACAUUCAAAUUGUUUCUUGCCACAUGACUUUGAGGAUUCUCAUAACUUCGCGAUUCUCGAGAAAUACGACUUGAUACCAUCCAGUCAAGUAGUAAACAUUGAUUAUAUUCGAUCCAAUGUUUUGAUUGUGGAGGAACAGAAGCGCAUCAACACAGCUGUUGCCAGUUCUGAUCCAGCAAAUUCACAGACUUUGUUACCAUCCUCACAAACUCAAGAGGUUUCUGAAUUUAAGUCUUCGGUUCCCUCAACCCAUUGUUUUCUAACCGAGUGGAGAGUAUUCGAAUGUCUGUGCAAAGAGUAUGGCUCAUCGGCUUCUAUCCAAGAUAUUGCAGGGCGAAAGGAUUUAUUCCCUAACAGAGUAGAGAGCGCCGAAGGAUGGUUUCGUGAAAUGACCGAGGGAAGCUUCUUGAUAACCAGAGGCAGCCAAGGAACGAUUGCAGAAGUCAGUGCUUUCUCUGCAAGAACUCGCAUUUGUGUGAGUUACAAUGAGAACGGAAGAUGCCAUAGACCUGACUGCUCAUUUUUGCAUAUUUGUAGAGAUUUCGUCACCAACUCUUGUAGCAAUGGCGUGACAUGUCCGCAGAGGCACUACUUUCAUAAUAGCAGAGAUAAGGCCUUUCUGAGCAGGAUCAAGCUCGACCAGUUUAACGACCAGCAGCUGCGGCAGCUCGUACUUUCUUCAACACCCCGGAUUUGUGUCGAGUACAACAAUGGUAUUUGCAACCGUGGUGACGACUGCAACAGGAUUCACAUGUGUUGUGGUCAUAUCAGGAAGUGUUGCGGUGAUAUGAAAGAAUGCGGCUUGGAUCAUGAGGAAGCCAUGGAUACCAAACACACUCAAGCAGUUCUUGGGCGUUAUUUGUUACACAAUGUUGGAAAACAUGAAGCAAUUGCGAUGAUUCUUGAUGAUAAACUUUGUCUUUCAGGCAAAGAGAAAGCGAAGGGACACAUUCACAAGGACAAGCCAGAUGCUUACAUCUGCUCAAGAUUUCUUGUUGACGAAUGUAGCAAAGGCACAGAAUGCCCAGAACAUCACUUAUUUAAGCCGUAUCACUGGCAAUAUCAAGGAUUUGGAUCCGAUGAAUGGAAAAGUUUUGGUGACGUGGACAACUUUGCAUUGGAGAAGCUCUAUUGUGACGUAAGUGUCGAGGCACCAGUUGAUUUCAAGCCAGCGCAAUCCCUUGAAGUCUCUUCUAUUCAAAGACCGGGAAUUCGUCCUCUUGUCGAUGGAUGUGAAGUCAAGAUCGACGUAAAUAAUAUGACUAUGUCCAUUUUGCAACAAUCAUCAUCGCAUGGCUCAUUCACCGGAACAUUAAGGCGGCUGUCCACCACUGCUUAUGAAACUGAAAGUGGUGUCAUGAGUACGAAUUGGACGUGGUACUGGAAAGACAAUGACAAUGUUUGGUGUGCGUACGAUAAAGAUCAUUCGGACCGUAUAGAGAAAGCUUUUCUCGAUGACCGCCCCGAUUACAAGUUUAAAACCUCAGAGCACGAAUACAAUUUGGUAUUUCAUUCAGCAAGAAACAUGCAUCAAAUAAAUCUGAAAUUUGGAACCAAGAGGGAGGUUAAAAGACGACCCGAAAAAGCUUUAACAAACGAGGACAUUAAAGACUUGAUACGGGCUUACGAAGAGAGAAUAGGAGGAGAAAGGAGAAAGGAGAAACGAAUGAGAAAGAUAGAAAACAGAACGGCCAUGUAUAAUGUUCCAAAACACUGGUCUUCCAUGCCACCCGAUACGCAGUAUAUUCGCGUCACGUUAACGACAUCAUCGCAGGAAUAUAAAGAAGUGGAACAGUUGUUCCAAAAGUCGAUCAACAACCACACUUCGAUUGAAAGGAUCGAGCGUGUACAGAACCCUUUUAUGUGGGAAAAGUAUUGCAGGAAGAAAGAGAACAUGAGCCUAAGAGCAGGGAGGGAUCCACAGGCUGUUAACGAGAAGAACUUGUUUCAUGGAACCACUCCAGACUCGGUGGAGGCCAUCUGCAAACAAAACUUUGAUUGGCGUCUGCACGGAAGAAACGCGUGUAACUAUGGUGAAGGUAGCUAUUUUGCAGUGAGUGCAUCAUACAGCCAUUCCUAUGCAAAGAGAGAUGGCAAUAUGUCUCAAUUCAUGUUCUUGACCAAAGUUCUCGUUGGUUCUUAUGCAGUAGGUCGCUCCAAUUAUCGAAGACCACCGCUGAAGCAACCAUCAAACCCCGCUAGCGAUUUGUACGACUCUUGUGUAAAUAACAAGUCCAAUCCCACAAUCUUUGUGGUCUUCGACACAGAUCAAUUAUACCCAGAAUACAUAAUCCAAUACUCCUCUGCCCAGCCGGAAACACUCGCUCUAAAUACCUCAAGACCCCAACCGAAACCUAACUCUUCCCUUAAUAGCCUCGACACAUAUUAUCAAAGGAUCCAACCUGCUAGGAACAUAAGCAGCAAUUUAGCUCCCACCGUAGCUGCUCAGCCGAAGGCACCCACUCGAAAUACGGCAGGAAUAUCCCAGCUGAAACCUGCAAGUUCUCACCCUUCCAUUGAUAUCGUUAGCCUAGUUCCUCCACCGAGCCUACCUGCCGGCAACAAUAGCAGCUAUUUAGCCCCCGCUGUAUAUGCUCAGCCGAAGGCAACCACUCUAAAUACAGCAGCAAGACCCCGGCUGAAACCUGCAGGUUCUCAUCCUUCCCUCAAUAGCCUUAGCACAGUAUCUAAACCGAGCCUACCUGCCGGCAACAGUAGUACCUAUUUAGCUCCAGCUGCAUCUGCUCAGUCGAACAUACCCACUGGAUAUAGGGCAGCAAGACCCCAACCGAGACGUGCAAGCUCUCACACUUCCCUUUAUAGUGGGCUUGGUUCUACAUCUUGGUCGAGUGGAUCUCCAAAAACAGGUGCAAAUAACACAAAUAGAGGAAAAAGGAAUAAGGAAAAAGGAAAAAGGAAAAAAGUUUGCAUGAUCAUGUGA